Molecule: messenger RNA, 951 nt
Organism: Batrachochytrium dendrobatidis JAM81
Lineage: Eukaryota; Fungi; Chytridiomycota; Chytridiomycetes; Rhizophydiales
Exons: 7
Coding region: 1-951 (316 amino acids)
Biological process (GO): protein geranylgeranylation
Cellular component (GO): CAAX-protein geranylgeranyltransferase complex
Molecular function (GO): CAAX-protein geranylgeranyltransferase activity
Source: RefSeq, a predicted model, not a curated record
AUGACAUUGGGCUACUUUUGUGUUGGUGGACUGGAUCUGCUAGGAAAGCUCGAGACACAUAUCUCGCAGCAUCAACGCACUGCGUGGAUUGACUGGAUAUAUGCUCAGCAAAUCCAUCCAUCAGAACAUUUUGGCCCCGACUCGGGUGUCUGUGGAUUUCGAGGAUCUCCAUUCAUUGGGGCCAAGUACGACUGUGCUCAUGCAAUUCAUUCUGGAGAUAUAUCUCAUAUUACAAUGACAUAUACAGCGCUUGCUCUUCUUCUCACUCUAGAAGAUGAUCUAUCGCGUGUAGAUCGUGAAGCAAUUAUUGGGUCAUUAGCACGUUUACAAUGUGAAGAUGGGUGUUUUUCUCCCACUUUAGACAGCUAUGAAAAGGACAUGCGGUUUUUAUACUGUGCAUGUGCCAUUAGUUUUAUUCUCUCUGACUGGCGCGGAGUAAACAAAAUCAAAGCUCGAGAAUAUAUCAUGGCUUCGCGGGCUUUUGAUUACGGCUAUGGACAGGGACCUGGGCACGAAUCCCAUGGUGGUUCUACCUAUUGUGCGAUUGCAUCACUAUGGCUUAUGAAUGAUCUCGGCGACGAUGUGAUCAAUAAAGAAAAGACAAUAUUUUGGCUACUUUCUCGUCAAGAAACUGGAUUUCAGGGCCGUAUCAAUAAGGCGCCAGACACUUGUUACUCUUUUUGGGUUGGUGCAUGCCUAGAGAUGCUCGGCUCAUACCAACAAAUUGUAGACGUGAAUGCAUUGCACGAGUUCUUGAUUCUCACACAUAGUAAACAUGGCGGCUAUAGUAAAAUUCCAAAAAACUACCCAGACAUUUUACAUUCGUACAUGGGUUUUGCCGGUCUUGCUAUUUCUGGAAAGCCAGGACUAGGAAAGCUCGUUUCUGCCUUGGGGAUUUCACAGCGCUCAUUUGAUUUUUGGAAGAAUCUAGGUUUAAAGGCACGGUCUUGA